AUGGCGCAAAUAAGAGGCACUGCAGGCUACAAUCUGGGCCUGAACAACCAGUUCGGCUCUCAACGGAGCGACAAUGCCACCAACGACCCCAGUCCACUCGACCAGAUCCGAGAACAGACGAGCAAAAUUGAGGACUGGUUGAACACGAUGGGCGAGCCGCUGAAACCAUACCUGCCCGCCAUCGGUAGAUUCCUCAUCGUCGUGACAUUUAUCGAAGACGCAGUCAGAAUCGUUACUCAAUGGAACGACCAGCUCAUAUACUUGAGGGAUUUCAGACAUAUCCCCUGGGGCAUCACCCACCUGUUCCUCAUCUUCAAUGUCAUCACCAUGUCAGUCUGCUCAACACUUGUGAUCAUGCGCCGCUAUGGCGAGUACGCCGUGGGCGGUCUGUUGUCCGUUGUGGUUGUCCAAGCUCUCGGCUACGGCCUCAUCUUCGACCUGAAUUUCUUCCUGCGCAACCUGUCCGUGAUCGGCGGUCUGCUCAUGGUUCUUGGAGACAGUUUCGUCAAAAAGAGGGUGUUUGCGGGCCUACCGUCAAUUGAUGAAAAGGACAAGAAGAUGUACAUCCAGCUCGGGGGCCGAGUCCUCUUGAUUUUCCUCUUCAUCGGAUUCGUCUUUGCUGGCGAAUGGAGCGUCUGGAGAGUCCUGGUCAGUCUGAUUGGAUUCGUGGCCUGUGUGAUGGUGGUAGUAGGAUUCAAGGCCAAGCUCAGCGCUAUCAUUCUGGUUCUCUUGCUCAGUGUCUUCAACGUGCUGGUCAACAAUUUCUGGACACUUCAUAAGAACCAUCCACACAAAGACUUUGCCAAAUACGACUUUUUCCAAAUCCUGUCCAUCAUGGGCGGUCUCUUGUUACUGGUCAACAUGGGUCCCGGUCAAUUGAGUGUGGAUGAGAAGAAGAAGGUCUACUGA
Molecule: messenger RNA, 909 nt
Organism: Cladophialophora psammophila CBS 110553
Lineage: Eukaryota; Fungi; Ascomycota; Eurotiomycetes; Chaetothyriales; Herpotrichiellaceae
Exons: 4
Coding region: 1-909 (302 amino acids)
Biological process (GO): Golgi organization
Cellular component (GO): membrane; endoplasmic reticulum-Golgi intermediate compartment; endoplasmic reticulum
Source: RefSeq, a predicted model, not a curated record